AUGAACAAAAUUAUAAAUAUUGAUGAAUGCAAGGAUAGUCAUCCGUGCCAGGGUGAUGAUCUUAAUACAACUAAUACAUGGAACAUUAGUAAUGCCAAAUUGCUACCAAAAAGUAGGCCUCGCUCUCAGCUCAAGCCUAUUCUCUCAGGUCUCGGUGCUGGUAUUGGACUGUUGUCAUUGCUUAGUGGUGCAUGGUGGGUAUACAAGUUUGUAAAGAAAUGGAAGAAGAUUAAACGUAAGGAGAUGUUUUACAAACGAAACGGUGGUCUAUUGCUAGAACAACAAUUAUCGUCAGGUGAUAUUAACGUUGAGAGAAUCAAAUUGUUCAAAUGCAAGGAGCUACAGAGGUCUACAAACAAUUUCAAUGCUGAUAGAAUUAUUGGCCAAGGGGGGCAAGAUACUGUUUAUAAAGGCAUGUUGAUGGAUGGAAGAAUUGUGGCUGUUAAAAAGUCAAAAAUUGUAGACAAGGCAAAACUUUCAGAAUUCAUCAAUGAGGUUGUCGUUCUUUCUCAAAUCAACCACAGGAACAUCGUUCAACUAUCGGGUUGUUGUCUAGAGACGGAAGUUCCUCUUUUGGUAUAUGAAUUUAUACUUAACGGAAACUUAUCUCAGAAAAUCCGUGAGCAGACAGAAGAAUUUCCACUUACAUGGGAGAUUCGUUUACGAAUUGCUACAGAAAUUGCAGGAGCUGUUUCCUACUUACAUGCUUCAUAAGCAGCUUCGUUUCCCAUUUAUCACAGAGACAUCAAGUCCACAAACAUACUCAUAGAUGACAAAUACAGAGCAAAAAUUGCUGAUUUUGGAACUUCAAGAUUAGUUGCCAUUGACCAAACUCACCUGACCACAAAUGUACAGGGAACAUUUGGUUAUUUGGAUCCUGAAUACUACCAAUCAAGCCAAUUCACUGAGAAAAGUGACGUCUACAGCUUUGGAGUGGUGCUUGUUGAGCUAUUGACCGGAAAAAAACCAGUAACAAGGUUAGCCGAAGACGAAACAUAUUUUAUUGUUUCGUUGCAGGAAGAUUCUCUAUUUGACAUUCUCGAUGCUCGAGUUGUGAAUGAAGGCUCCAAAGAUGGUAUUUUGGCAGUCGCUGAGCUUGCAAAACGAUGCUUAAAUUUGAAUGGAAGAAAUCGUCCUACUAUGAGGGAGAUCACAGCAGAGUUGGAGGCCAUUCAAUUAUCAGAGAAACCUGCCGACCCGCAUCAACAAAGUUGUGAAAGGGUUGAAUUUGGCCAAAAUUAUGGAAUUGAGCAGUGGGAUGAUGUUGUUUCUAGUUCAACAAUGUCAACUAGGGAAGGUUCUCCGACUCCAUCAUCAGUUGAACUUCCACUAGUUUCUAUGAAGACAUGUUAAAUAAUAUAUUUCUGGUACUGUAAAAUAUCUUCAAUUUGCUACCUUUGACAAUUUUAUGUUA
Rosa rugosa (rugosa rose) is the source of this 1414-nucleotide messenger RNA. RefSeq names its product wall-associated receptor kinase-like 1. Gene Ontology annotation, cellular component: plasma membrane. Gene Ontology annotation, biological process: cell surface receptor signaling pathway; protein phosphorylation. NCBI's taxonomy places the organism in Eukaryota, Viridiplantae, Streptophyta, Magnoliopsida, Rosales, Rosaceae. Gene Ontology annotation, molecular function: ATP binding; protein serine/threonine kinase activity. The record is from RefSeq and is a predicted model, not a curated record.